CGCUCAGCGGCAGCCAUUUUAACUUUUGGCGUCGAAAAUACGGCGAGGAAAUCUGAGGAAGCCGGAGAUCCUGUUGGUCUGUGUGAUUUUUUCGCAUCUAGCGCAAGCAGUGUGUAGUGCUCGAGGGCCCGUGGUUACCAGUGAGUGUGUGAGGAAGUUGAGAAGUUGAGUUUAAGAAGCGGAGUCGGAUUUGCGGAUUAGUAGUCUAACCAAACCGAAGCAAAGAUGUCGAUGUCUGCCACGUGCUACAAGUGCAACCGGCCGGGCCACUUUGCCCGGGACUGCAGUCUCGGCGGCGGCGGAGGUCCGGGCGGCGUUGGAGGAGGCGGUGGUGGCGGCGGCGGAGGUAUGCGCGGCAACGAUGGCGGCGGCAUGCGUCGCAACCGCGAGAAGUGCUACAAAUGCAACCAAUUCGGGCACUUCGCACGUGCCUGCCCCGAGGAGGCCGAGCGCUGCUACCGCUGCAACGGCAUCGGGCACAUCUCGAAGGACUGCACCCAGGCGGACAACCCGACCUGCUACCGGUGCAACAAGACCGGACACUGGGUGCGCAACUGCCCGGAGGCCGUCAACGAACGUGGACCGACCAAUGUGUCGUGCUACAAGUGCAACCGCGCCGGACACAUCUCCAAGAACUGCCCGGAGACUUUGAAGACUUGCUACGGCUGCGGCAAGAGCGGACAUCUGAGGCGCGAGUGCGACGAGAAGGGCGGACGGAACUAGGCGCCACCACCCACCCGUGGCACCUCACAAAUGUAAUCAUCGAAGGAGGAAUAUGAGUAAUAAUUCAACACACGAAGAACAACCAGAAGAAGAUGAAAACGAAAAAAAAAUUAAAAAAACGAAAAAUCAAUUUGCUACAACAUUCACAAAGCCAGCCAACAGCAACAACAUCUAGAAGCGAUAGCAGCAGCACCCAAGUCAAGAUCAACCCCUUCAAAAUAAGGAACCCACAACCACAUCCACAUCCCUCCAUUAACACAUGCAGCAUAUGAAUCUAUAAUCCUGAACAUCAUCCUGUAACCAUCGCUGAUUCCAAAAGCCGAGCCUGCAGCGCGGUGCCAACGUCCCGAGAACUGAAAGAAGACAAGAAGUAUUGGCUUUCCAAGGGAAAGCCGACAGAAGAGGAAUCACGGAGGAAAAGGGCAAAAGGAACCUCAAGCAGGGGUCGGAGGAGCAGAACCAGAAGACGAUAGCCAACGGCAGCUGUGCAGCCGAGAGAGCAGAUGACACCGACGACGAGGAAGAGGAUGAGGAAGAAGACACGACGACCCAAUUUGUAAGAUGAGACUAAACCACAACAGCAACAACAAAAGAAUUCACCAAGCAAACCACUUUACUAUAAUUAUACCUAUAUGAUUAUGAUUAUGCUGCAAGUGUUUGAAUUUACUAAUUACAUUAUAACGAAUGGAAUGAAACUAUAUAAGAUUAUAUAAAGAAAAAUACCUUAAAGAAUACUAUUUAAAGCAAAUGAUCCUAUUAGGAGUUCCACAGCCAGAAAUAACCGAAUGAAAAACGUAAAUAAAAAUUAUAAAAACCAA
Molecule: messenger RNA, 1541 nt
Organism: Drosophila sechellia
Lineage: Eukaryota; Metazoa; Arthropoda; Insecta; Diptera; Drosophilidae
Gene: CNBP
Product: CCHC-type zinc finger nucleic acid binding protein
Exons: 1
Coding region: 226-723 (165 amino acids)
Molecular function (GO): zinc ion binding; nucleic acid binding
Source: RefSeq, a predicted model, not a curated record